AUGCAGAUGAGUAGAAGUGCAGACAAACGCAAUAAUAUUGACAUUACGAAGAACAAAAUUGGGUCACUUGGCUCAAUUUUCAUACAUGUAGAUGCUAUCGAUAAGUUCUUGAUGACUCUCGGGUUCCUUGGAGCUGUAGGUGAUGGACUCUCUACUCGGAUGUUGAUUGUUUUUAAUAGUGGUUUGAUGAACAAUAUGGGAAGAGGUGGAGUCUUUGAUGAGAAAAAAAUGAUUCCCUUCUUCUACUUGGCCCUCGCAUCAAUGCUUACUUGUUUCUUAGAGGGGUUUUGUUGGACAAGAACUGGGGAGAGACAAGCUACAAAAAUGAGAAGAAACUAUUUGAAAGCGGUGUUACGCCAAGAGGUAGCUUACUUAGAUUCGCAUCAAACAAGCGCCUCUGAGGUUGUAAUAAGCAUGUCAAAUGACAUUCAGAUCAUUCAAGAUGUUCUCAGUGACAAGGUGCCAGACUUUGUGAAUAAAGUCUCCCUUUUUGUUACAAGUUACGUGAUAGCAUUUGUGUUGAUGUGGAAACUGGCUUUGGUUGGACUCCCCUUUCUGUUGCUUCUGGUACUUCCUGGUUGGAUUUGUGGGAGAAACUUAACAAGAAUAUCAGGGAAGAGAAGACAAGAACACAUUAAGACCGGGACAAUAGCAGAACAGGCAAUAUCAUCUAUUAGAACAGUUUAUGCAUAUGUUGGAGAGAACAAAACUAUAACACAAUUUUCUGCAGCCAUACAUGGGAGUACAAAGCUUGGUUUGAAGCAAGGCUUGGUUAAGGGGUUGGCAAUUGGUAGCACCUACACUGUCUUUGCCAUUUGGGCUGUCAUGUCUUACUUGGGUAGCAGAAUGGUUAUAUACCAUGGUGCUCUAGGAGGGACUGUUUUUGCUGUUGGUGUUUCCAUAAUCAAUGGAGGAAUGGCAAUGGGUUAUGCUUUAUCAAACUUGAAGUACUUUGCAGAUGCAUGCUCAGCUGGAGAGAAUAUCAUGAAGGUUAUCAAUCGAGUUCCUGAAAUUGAUUCAGAAAACAUGGAAGGCACAGUUCUGGACAAUGUCUCAGGUGAAGUCCAGUUUGAUCAUCUCAAGUUUGCGUAUCCAUCAAGGCCUGAGAGCAUUGUUCUGAACAACUUUUCUCUAACCGUACCAGCCGGAAAUACUGUUGCCUUAGUCGGCUCAAGUGGAUCAGGGAAAUCAACAGCGACCUUACUGUUGCAAAGAUUUUAUAACCCUCUUGAGGGACAUAUUCUACUAGAUGGGUUUGCCAUUGACAAGUUACAGCUUAAGUGGCUCAGGUCUAUAAUGGCAUCUGUAAGCCAAGAGCCUUCAUUGUUCUCAACCACCAUCAAGGAGAAUAUACUAUUUGGCAAGGAAGAUGGCACAAUGGAGGAAGUAGUUGAGGCUGCCAUAGCUAGCAAUGCUCAUAAUUUCAUAUCUCAGUUGCCGAAUGGGUAUGACACCCAGGUUGGUGAGAGAGGCGUUCAAGUAUCAGGUGGACAGAAGCAAAGAAUAGCAAUUGCGAGAGCACUUAUAAAGAAACCAAAAAUCCUUCUCCUUGAUGAGGCCACCAGUGCAUUAGACUCAGAGUCAGAAGGACUAGUUCAAGAAGCCCUCCAUAGAGCAGCCACAGGAAGAACCACCUUAGUCAUUGCUCACCGCUUAUCCACCAUUCAGAAGGCUGAUGUUAUUGCUGUUAUGCAAAAUGGUUCUGUCAUGGAACUCGGUUCACAUGAUGAACUAAUUCAACAGACAAAUGGAGUUUACGCCUCGUUUGUCUGCCUUCAACAAACACCACAAAAGGAGACACCAGAAGAUCAAGGUCCUUCAUCAUCUUUGGUCAACUUGUACGAUAGUACUAGUACUUGGCACCUGGACUCAACCUCCCAGCUUGUUGCAUCUGAUAGUACUAGUACUACUACUGCUCAAGAAUCUAGAAGCAACCUUUCCAAGCAGAAGUCAUCAUAUUGGAGAUUGUUAUCUAUGAAUAUUCCAGAGUGGAAGCAAGCAGUAUUAGCUUGGUUAUGUGCGAUUUUUUUUGGAGCUGUUGAACCUCUAUAUGGAUUCACCAUGGGGACUACAUUAUCCAUAUAUUUCUUGACAAAUCCGGAGGAGAUUAAGGCGAAAAUCACAACUCUCGCUUUCUGCUUUUUCGGGUUGUCUGUGAUCGCGUUACUGAUUAAUCUCCUGGAACACUAUAGUUUUGCAUACAUUGGGGAGCAUUUGAGCAAUCGGAUUAGAGAAAUGAUGCUCACCAAGAUACUUAGUUUCGAAGUUGGCUGGUUCGACGAUGAUAGAAAUUCUAGUGGUGCCAUUUGCUCUAAACUCACCAAAGAUGCUGAACAGGUCAGAUCUUUAGUUGGUGACAGAAUGUGCCUUCUUAUACAAACCAUCUCAGCUGUGACUAUAGCUUGGACAAUGGGCCUAAUAAUUGCAUGGAGGCUUGCCGUAGUCGUCAUUGCGACCCAACCCAUAAUCAUUAUGGGCCUCUAUACUCGGCGUGUCCUGCUCAGCAGAAUGUCCAGUAAAGCAGUCAAAAGCCAAGAGGAAAGUUGCAAGCUUGCAGCUGAAGCUAUCUACAACCUCAGGACCAUCACUUCCUUCUCAGCUCAGAGCAGGAUUCUCAAAAUGCUAGAAAAGGUCCAAGAAGGCCCACAUAGAGAAAGCCUGCGGCAAUCAUGGUUCGCCGGUAUUGGCCUCGGGUUUUCAAUGAGCACUUCAAUCCUCAUUGUAGGUUUAAGCUAUUGGUAUGGCAGCAGGCUUGUCUCCCAAGACUACCUCACACCAAGAGCAGUGUUUGAGACCAUCCUCAUUCUGCUAACCACCGGUCGGGUCAUAGCAGAUGCCGGAAGCAUGACAUCGGACCUGGCCCAUGGCUGGGAUGCAAUUGGGUCAAUAUUUGGCAUCUUGGACCGAACCACAAGAAUAGAACCCCAAGUUCCAAAAGACUCCCAGGUUGAAAAACUAAUGGGAGAGGUCCAUUUUCUUGACGUGUACUUUGCAUACCCAACAAGGCCCAAUGUGAUGAUCUUCCAAGGCUUCUCAAUGAACAUUGAAGCAGGAAAGUCCACGGCGUUGGUGGGCCAAAGCGGGUCGGGUAAAUCAACCGUUAUCGGACUAAUUGAGAGAUUUUAUGAUCCGAUCAGGGGGGUGGUGGAAAUCGACGGUCGUGAUAUAAAGUCUUACAACCUAAGGUCAUUGAGGAAACAUAUGGCAUUGGUAAGCCAAGAACCUACAUUGUUUGCUGGUACCAUAAGAGAGAACAUAGUAUUUGGAGCGUCGGAAAACAUGGAUGAAACUAUGGUCAUUGAGGCAGCAAGGGCAGCCAAUGCUCAUGAGUUCAUCAGUGCGUUAAAGGACGGGUACGACACGUCGUGUGGCGAUAGAGGAUUGCAACUCUCUGGGGGUCAGAAGCAGCGCAUUGCUAUAGCAAGAGCUAUACUGAGAAACCCUGCAGUGUUGUUACUUGACGAGGCAACGAGCGCGCUUGAUAGCCAAUCGGAGAAGGUGGUUCAAGAGGCAUUGGAGCAUGUCAUGGUGGGGAGAACCAGUGUGGUAGUGGCGCACAGGUUGAGUACCAUACAAAACUGUGACCACAUUACGGUGCUUGAUAAAGGAAAGGUAGUGGAGAAGGGGUCUCACUCUUCUCUUUUGGCUAAGGGACCUUCAGGAGCUUAUUACUCCUUAGUCAAUUUCACAAGCAGGAGUACACAAUCUUAA
This is a messenger RNA of Fragaria vesca subsp. vesca, 3711 nucleotides long. RefSeq names its product ABC transporter B family member 15-like. The coding region runs from base 1 to 3711 and encodes 1236 amino acids. Gene Ontology annotation, molecular function: ATP binding; ABC-type transporter activity; ATP hydrolysis activity. The record is from RefSeq and is a predicted model, not a curated record. The transcript is spliced from 7 exons. Lineage: Eukaryota; Viridiplantae; Streptophyta; Magnoliopsida; Rosales; Rosaceae. Gene Ontology annotation, cellular component: membrane. Gene Ontology annotation, biological process: transmembrane transport.